AUGAUGCUGCGCCGCGUCCUCUGCGUGCUUUUCCUUGCCCUCUGCUGUGCGUGCGUGUGCGCCACGGCUCAGGAGGAGGGGCAGUAUGAUGUUGCUGUUGUCGAGGCUGGGGAGGGCCAGGAUCAAACUACAACCACCACCACCACAACAACAACUACUACUACUACGACGACCACCACCACCACCAAUGCACCCGCCAAGGACACGACCACCACCACCACCACCAAUGCACCCGCCAAGGACACGACCACCACCACCACCACCAAUGCACCCGCCAAGAAAACAACCACCUCCAAGGCACCGACUCCUGGCGACGGGAGCGGCCUCGGCGGCCCUUUGUGGGUUCAGGUGCCGCUGCUGCUGCUUGUCAGUGCCGCUGUGGCGACCGCCGGUGCUGCGUGCUGA
Molecule: messenger RNA, 405 nt
Organism: Trypanosoma cruzi
Lineage: Eukaryota; Euglenozoa; Kinetoplastea; Trypanosomatida; Trypanosomatidae
Product: mucin TcSMUGS, putative
Exons: 1
Coding region: 1-405 (134 amino acids)
Source: RefSeq, a predicted model, not a curated record